CUCUAUUAUGGUUAAUAAGGCCUAUCCUAGCAAUUUUAAGGAUAAGACUGCUUAUCCUAUUCAGAUAAAUGAUUUUGAUUCAUACGCAUCGGUAUUACUCGAAGAUCAUCCUAUUCGCUCAUAUCCUACUCAACCUUAUACCUUGGCAGAUAAGGUGGUAUAGUUGGGCUAUUUCAGUGUCCUGCU
Molecule: messenger RNA, 186 nt
Organism: Aspergillus sclerotioniger CBS 115572
Lineage: Eukaryota; Fungi; Ascomycota; Eurotiomycetes; Eurotiales; Aspergillaceae
Exons: 1
Coding region: 8-163 (51 amino acids)
Source: RefSeq, a predicted model, not a curated record